GAGAAAAAAAUUAAAAAGGAAGAACGCGUUAUGCUAAUAGAGAAACUUUCAAAAUCUUCAUUUUCAUCAGAAUUGAUGAAAUCAAGUAAAAAUUUGGGUAGAAGGAAAGAGACUAUGAAGGAACGACUUCGUAAGGCUUAUAAUGAGAAACGUUUGAGAUUACCUCAGUCUGAUCUUAGCGUUCCUUUGUUCGUGAAUGAGAGAGAAGAGGAAGAGGAUGAGGAUGAGGAUGAGGAUGAAGAAAAGGAAGAUCACGUGAUGAACGGAAACAGUACCAAGAUUAUCAAAGAUAAUUCUUCAAGCAUACUUCCUGAUUCUAAGGAACUGAAUAAUGAUCAAAAAAUUAUUAAUCAAAGUGUUAUUGUGGGAAAUGCCCUUAAACGAGCUCCGAAUGGAGAGUUUACAGUUCCCAUUAAGAAAAAGAAGAAAAAGAAGAUAAAGAAAAAACAAGUAAAGACAAUACAAAAGUCAACGUUAGAAGAAGAUUCUUUUGAUAGCUCAGACUCUCAGUAUGAUACUGACAAAGAAACCAAAAAUUCUGAUGCUGCAAUAAGUGCAAUAAGUGAAAAAUUAAAAGAGCAAUCAUUCAAACAAUGGGCAACAGAGCAAAUGGGCAUUAAACCAAAAGAUAAUGAAAAUAAAAAUACUAUACAUGAACCUAGUAUAAUUUCUCAAUCGAAACCUACAAACCUACAGCAGAAAAAGAAAGAUGUUGAAACCUGUUUAAUCCAAGAUGGAAUUGACAUUACUCAUGGAAAUAUAGGUGAUAAUGAAAAAACUGUUAAGAAGGCCUUCUAUAUUCCCGUCAAAAGAAACCAAGAAAUACAAGAAGCCAGAAUGGAACUUCCUAUUUGCGCUGAAGAACAAAUAAUAAUGGAAACAAUAAGCAAUAAUCCUGUAGUAAUUAUAUGUGGUGAGACUGGUUCUGGCAAAACAACUCAAGUACCACAGUUUUUAUACGAAGCUGGAUAUGGCAAUAAGGAUAGUGAUAAUCCUGGGAUAAUUGGUAUAACACAACCUCGACGUAUUGCAGCUGUAAGCAUGUCGAAACGUGUAGCACAGGAAUUGUCAUUAAGUGAACAAGAAGUUUCCUACCAGAUUCGUUAUGAUGCGACAGUAUCACCAAAAACUGUUAUCAAGUUUAUGACUGAUGGCGUUUUGCUUCGUGAACUCGCCAAUGAUUUUCUUUUAUCAAAAUACUCAGCAGUCAUAAUUGAUGAAGCACAUGAAAGAAGCUUAAAUACUGAUAUUUUGAUUGGUGCUAUAAGUCGUGUACUCAAAUUACGAGCCGAAUUAAGCAAAGAAGAUGGGAGCAAAAUUAGGCCAAUUAAAGUUAUUAUUAUGUCGGCAACUUUACGUGUCUCUGAUUUUACACAAAAUAAAAAUCUAUUUGACGUAGCUCCCCCGGUUAUUAAUGUCAAUACGCGUCAAUUUCCUGUUUCAAUUCAUUUCAACAAGCGGACUCCAAAUUUUGACUAUGUUAGUGAGGCAUUUAAGAAAGUUUGCAAAAUCCACACUAAACUUCCACAUGGAGGAAUUCUUGUAUUCUUGACUGGCCAAGACGAAAUUACUCUUCUUUGCAAGAAAUUUCGUAGGAAGUUUCCUUAUCUAAUGCAAAAUCAAUACAAUAGCAAGCAGAUGCUGGAAAAAGAAAAAACAUUUAGAGAAGUUGAACAAGAAAGGGAAAGUUUAAAUUCUAAAGAAGCUGAUUUUGAAAUUGAAGAUUUGGAUAUCGGUGAAGAAGAAUUGGAAGAAACAGAAUUACUUGAUACUGAUUCUGAAGAUUUUGAAGAAAAUUUGGAAAAUGAUGAAAUGAUAAUGGAUGAACACUCCAGACCACUAUACGUACUUCCAUUGUAUUCAUUAUUAUCUACUCAUGCUCAGUUGCGUGUUUUUGAACCACCGCCGGAAGGAACACGUCUGUGCGUUGUUGCAACUAAUGUUGCUGAGACUUCAUUAACUAUUCCUGGUAUUAAAUAUGUUGUAGACUGUGGAAAAGUUAAAGGACGUCGAUACGAUGUGGCAACUGGAGUACAAUCAUAUGUGGUUGAUUGGACUUCAAAGGCAUCAGCUGACCAACGUGCUGGACGUGCAGGAAGGACAGGCCCUGGGCAUUGUUAUCGACUCUUUUCUUCGGCCGUAUUCAAUGAUCAAUUUCAACAAUUCACAGUACCAGAAAUUCAUCGUAUGCCAAUUGAAGGAAUAGUACUACAAAUGAAGGCGAUGAAUAUAGAUACUGUAAAUAAUUUUCCUUUUCCUACUCCUCCUGAUCGUGAUCGUUUGCGUAAAGCUGAGAAGUUAUUACAAUACAUGAAUGCGCUGGAUGAAGAUGGUAGAAUAACUGAACUUGGUCGUACUAUGGCAACAUUUCCAAUUGCACCAAGAUUUUCUAAAAUGUUGAUAAUCGGACAACAACAUGGAUGUUUACCUUAUAUUAUUGCUAUUGUUUCUGCUUUAUCCGUUGUUGACCCAUUCAUUAAGGAUUACCAUCUAGAUAAUAGUACGAAUUCUGAUGAUGAUGUGAAAGAGGAAGAAUAUGAAGAAGUUCGAUCUAAUGAAUUAAAUAAAUUAAGUGAAGAAGCUAUUUUGCAAAAAGAACGUCAAAAAUUAAUCAGAAAAAAGUUCUAUGAUGUGCAGAAGAAACAUGCUGGGCUUGACCCAACUAGUGACUUAUUAAAAUUACUUAAUGUUGUGGGAGCAUACGAAUAUGAAGGAGGCACGGACAAAUUUUGUGAAUGUAAUUUUGUUCGUCCUAAGGCAAUGGAGGAAAUACGUAAAUUAAGGGGACAAAUAACGAAUAUUAUACAAAUGAAUUGUCCCGGAGUUGAUGUCUGUUUAGAUCCAAAAAUGAAGCCUCCAUCAACUAUUCAGCUCAAAGCAAUAAGACAAGUUAUUACAGCAGGAUUUAUUGAUCAAAUAGCAAUACGUAAAGGACUAAUAGAUAAAUCAUCAAAAAUAUUUUCAUCAACAAGAAAUGUCGAAUAUUGCACAAUGUGGGGCAAUGAUAAUGUAUUUAUCCAUCCUACUUCUGUAUUAUUUCACAACAAACCACCAGACUUUGUUGUAUAUCAAGAAUUAUAUAAAACAAGUAAAGUUUGGAUGAAAGGUGUUACUAUUGUUGAAUCAAGUUGGCUAUCAAAACUUGGUAGAUCUUUAUGUACAUUUUCUAAACCUGUUGAACUUCCAACGAGCAAGUCGAAAAGGAAUAAAGAUACAGAAAAUUUGGCUUACGUAAUUCCAAGUUUUGGCCCAAAAAAUUGGGAAUUACCUCCCAUGAAAAUAAUGGCACAAAAAGUUAAUAGUAGAUGGGUUUAUGGAUCAAUAUGAUUAAUAACAAAAUAAUAAUGACCAUAUUCUCGUAACAUAAUAGAGUGCCGAAAUUGUAUAACUUUCUAUAGUAAAUUCAUACGAAGAGUAUAAAAUAGGGACCAAAAACUUAUUUUCGUCGUUUUUAUUUACUAAAAAGUAUUCGUAAGUAAUGUAAUAUAUCAUACUUAAUAGUGAUAACUACACACAAAAUGAGCUAAGUUCCCAUACAUAAAAUAGUGUUUAAUAAAUAAUUGUUCGUUAUAUUUAAAAGGCGUUCUGAACUCCAAGGGAUUCGUUAUAUCAAAUUUUAAUCUCUU
Molecule: messenger RNA, 3626 nt
Organism: Rhizophagus irregularis DAOM 181602=DAOM 197198
Lineage: Eukaryota; Fungi; Glomeromycota; Glomeromycetes; Glomerales; Glomeraceae
Biological process (GO): maturation of SSU-rRNA from tricistronic rRNA transcript (SSU-rRNA, 5.8S rRNA, LSU-rRNA)
Cellular component (GO): intracellular anatomical structure; nucleolus
Molecular function (GO): helicase activity; ATP binding; RNA binding
Source: RefSeq, a predicted model, not a curated record